Molecule: messenger RNA, 1026 nt
Organism: Lasiodiplodia theobromae
Lineage: Eukaryota; Fungi; Ascomycota; Dothideomycetes; Botryosphaeriales; Botryosphaeriaceae
Product: Aldo-keto reductase
Exons: 2
Coding region: 1-1026 (341 amino acids)
Cellular component (GO): cytoplasm
Source: RefSeq, a predicted model, not a curated record
AUGACCCUCCCUACCCGCAAGCUUGGCAAGAACGGCCCCGAGGUCACAGGACUCGGGCUGGGCCUGAUGGGAUUGAGCGUAGCCUAUGGCCCGGCGAAGCCUGAUUCCGAGAGGAUGGCGUUCCUGAGCAAGGCGUACGAGCUGGGCGAGCGUAACUGGGACACUGCCGACAUGUACGGCGACAACGAAGACCUGCUGGGACGCUGGUUCGCGGCCAACCCGACGGCGCGGCCCAACGUCUUCCUCGCGACCAAGUUCGCCAACCGGCUGCACCCGGACGGCAGCCGCUCGAUCGACUCGUCGCCCGAGUACUGCAAGCAGGCGCUGGCGCAGUCGCUGGCGCGGCUGGGCCUGCCCAGCGUUGACCUGUACUACUGCCACCGGCUGGACGGCAAGACGCCCGUCGAGCUGACGGUGCGGGCCAUGGCCGAGCUGCAGGCCGCGGGCAAGUUCAAGUACCUCGGGCUGAGCGAGUGCUCGGCGGAGAGCCUGCGGCGCGCGUGCAAGGUCGCGCGCGUCGACGUGGUGCAGAUCGAGUACAGCCCGUUCGCGCUCGACAUCGAGAGCGAGCAGGUCGGCCUGCUGCGCGCGUGCCGCGAGCUGGGCGUCGCCGUCGUCGCCUACAGCCCCAUCGGCCGCGGCAUGCUGUCGGGCACGCUGCGCAGCCCGGACGACUUCGCAGAGGACGACUUCCGCCGCAUGGCGCCCCGCUUCAGCCCCGAGAACUUCCCCAAGAACUUGCGCCUCGUCGAGCGCAUCGAGGCCGUCGCGCGCAAGAAGGGCGUCACCGCUACCCAGCUGACGCUCGCCUGGCUGCUGCACCAGGGCCCGGACAUCAUUCCCAUUCCUGGCACGACCAAGGUUGAGCGGCUGCAGGAGAAUCUGAAGGCGCUGGACAUCCAGUUGACCGACGAGGAGGACAAGGAGAUCAGGGAGGCGAGCGAGAAUGCAGAGGUGGCCGGCGCCCGCUAUCCUGAGUUCUUCAUGCACGCUUGCUUUGCGGACACGCCGCCGCUGGAGGGUUGA